AUGGCCUCACAGCCCAAUCUAAUCGCUGAUACCGUGCUCAACACCUUUCGUCGCCUCCCAAAGAGAUUCAAGCCCAGAAAUGACGGUUUACGGCGGGAAUGGGUUCCUCUUGCAGGCAUUGUGCUGAAGAGAGACAAGAUCGAUAACGAAGACAGCAAUCAAUCGCAAGAAUGCGUGGCUCUUGCAACAGGCAUGAAAUGCCAUCCGCACGCCAAACUACCUUCUUUCCACGGCUGCGUGCUGCACGACUGGCACGCCGAGAUCCUCGCCAUCCGCGCAUUCAACCGCUUCCUCGUUGAUGAAUGUGCGGACCUCGCAGCCGGCACGCUAGGCAAGGGGAGUAAAUGGCUGCAAUGGCGACGCGAUGCUCGGCAGCAGCAACCAUUCGAAUUGCAGCCGAAUGUGUCCAUCCACAUGUACUGCUCUGAAGCCCCGUGCGGCGACGCAUCGAUGGAGCUUACAAUGGCGAAGCAAGAAGACGCCACGCCGUGGGAGUCCAACGACGCAACUGAGGUGUCUAAUUCAGAUGAAGAAUUGCUCGGAAGAGGCCACUUCUCCCGCCUAGGCCGCGUGCGACGCAAACCCAGCAGACCUGAUGCUCCGCCGACUCUUAGCAAAAGCUGCAGCGACAAACUCGCUCUGAAACAAUGUACGGGUCUGCUCUCCGCUCUCACUGCGCAGCUGGUCAGACCGGAGGACGUGUAUCUCCGCACUCUCACCCUGCCUGCGAGCGAGUACGUGCCUGCUGCAUGCGAGCGGGCGUUUGGGAAGACGGGGCGAAUGGCGCCACUUGUUGCGAAUGCAGGAGUGCAAGACCGGUGGAAGGCUUCGGGCCUUAGCUUUCGCCCUUUUCUAGUGGAUGUGACGGAUAGAGAGUUUGAGUUCUCGAGGCGGGAUCUAAUGGCUCAGGAUGGCGAGGCUGAUGAGCCGGUGGCAUCGAAUCGCUCAUGCUUGUAUACACCUCGGCAGAACGAAGUGUUGAUCAACGGUGUGUUGGAGGGCCGGAAGCUGCACGACCCGAAAGGUGCAAGCCUGGCUUCUAGACGGAGCAUGUGGGCUUCUGCUCAUGAGGUCGCGAGGAUGGUUGGCUCACCUGCGGCAUCUUCUCUAUUGGAGAGAUGUCAAUACAAGGAUUUGAAGGCGAGUGAGACUUUGGAAGACCGUGAGCGAGUGAAGAGUGAUGCGAGGAGACUUGCGCUGAGAGGAUGGGUGAAGAAUGACGGCGACGAGGAUUGGUUUUUGGAGGCAGAGCCUUCCUAA
Neohortaea acidophila is the source of this 1260-nucleotide messenger RNA. Its product is annotated as adenosine deaminase/editase. The record is from RefSeq and is a predicted model, not a curated record. Gene Ontology annotation, biological process: tRNA wobble adenosine to inosine editing. Lineage: Eukaryota; Fungi; Ascomycota; Dothideomycetes; Mycosphaerellales; Teratosphaeriaceae. Bases 1 to 1260 code for a protein of 419 amino acids. The transcript is spliced from 2 exons. Gene Ontology annotation, molecular function: RNA binding; tRNA-specific adenosine-37 deaminase activity.